AUGAGUGGAAAGGAGACUGCCGCAAUUCAAGUAAUUAAAGAUGAACCAAAGUCAGAUGUGAUACUCGAUGUUCCCCAAUCCCAUGUUCGCCACGGUGGGAAAAAAAUUAAUUCCAUCGUGGUCUCGCCGAAUAACAAAUAUGUGGCCACAUGGAGUGAAGCUGAUAAUUCUAUUGCGGGAUGGUUAAGUAUUAAAGGACAAAUGGAGUUACAAUUUGAUGCGGCGAUUUCUCUGCGCGAUGAUUUCAAUGACGAAUUUAAGCUAGAAGAGUUGGUAGCGGUGUCCGAUACCAAGCAUGUUGCCAUUAGGAAGAACGGAAAUUUUGUGUUGAUCUUAAGAGAACCCAAAUACAGGGCAUACGUGUUUGCACCAAUCCCCUCAAAAGGACCUUUCGCCCUCGAGAAAUAUAAGCUCAAGAAUAUGAUUGAGCUCACGUCCUUUGUAGAUUGCAUCAUUACUCUUGACGGGAAGCUAUUGAUCAUUAAUAAGAGGGUUAUACACACUAUCAAUCAGUGGGAUUUAGAAAGCUUGUCAUUUGAACAAGAAUAUAUCUUGGAUUGUUCGUUGAGGACCGAUACGGUCAGUGCUCGAUUCAAUGAAAACAAAACUUUGUUGGUGGUAUUCGGAAGGUCUCCCAAAGAUUUCAGUACUAACACUUUCGAUGACAAAAUCUACGUUUACUCGGUGGAACGCGGGAUCAAAGUGAAUAUGUAUACAUAUAAAAACAACGCAAUCAUAGAUCAAGCACACUUUAUUGCUUCUGAUAUCGCCGAGCGGUUGCUUGUGAUAUUCCGGAAUAAGGAUGAUGACGAACAAAAUAACUACGAAAUUAUGGACCCUUGGACCCUAAAAGAUCCGGCGGAUGCUAGAAUACUAUUCCAAUUAGAGCACGAGGGCAACGUAUAUUUUAACCCGUGCAUAGUCAAGGAUAGUAUCAUUUAUGGAGUGCACGACAGACAACCUCGGGCUCAAAAUUUGAUAAAACAUGAUUGGAUAAACUAUCUACGAGAAGCAUUACACGACUAUAACGAAAUAAAUGCUCCACCAAGUGGUAUGAUAUUGGAAAAGAUGAUCAGGGACGCUGCCGGCAUAUAUAGUUACAAAUUAACCGUUGACGAUUCGGAAUGGGUAGCGAGAACUCCGAUAGGAAAAGAUUCUUACAGAGGGCACUUAUACAAAUGGGAUGUUGAUUGUGGUUCGGACAAGGUUAUAAUAGGAGUAAGUAAAUUUAACGUGACAACAGAAAUAUGGACACCGAUAGGGAAACCAAGAAACAUCCUUCCAGAAAGUCACAUUGAACGAGAGAGUCGUCUAGAUUUCGUGGUGCAAUGCCAACUCUUGUAUAACGAUGAUCUUGCAAUUAUCACACCCAUGGGAAUCUUUAUAUGGACCGUGACAUCCAAAGGAAUUCGACUAUUCUAUUUUUGGGGUGAUACGGAGGCAGAAUAUGAAAAGACCCACGUUGGGGUAGCGAAUAUUCUUUAUAAAAUCCAGUCAUUAAAAUUAACCUUUACUGGACAAACACUUCCCUCUCCCGAUUUCGAUCACAUACUUUUAUACUACGAAAAGUUUUCUGUCGGAAGAGAUAAAGAUAGAUCCGAACCAUUCCGUGAAUUAUUAGAUGACUACAUUCAUACUCACGAACUGUUAGCCUUCCAUGGAGAAUACCUUCUUAAGCGUAUGAUAUUCCAUCAUAAAGACAACUGGAUUGAAUCUAUGUGCGAAGAAUGUUCUCAGAAAUAUGCCGAAGAUCCAAUGCAAUUGGGAUUUUUAAGCAUAGUUAUUGCCUCCUUUCCGUCGUUGUGUCAACGCCAUCCUUCCUUUGUAACCAAAUUUAUGGCAACUUUUGCACUGCAGCUUCCGCACACAGAGAAAAGCGAGAUCAUUAAUAAUUUAUCAACAGCGUCGCACUUGCAACAUUAUGGAAAGGAAAAUCAUUUAUAUGUAGCAUCAUAUGCGACCAGGACAUAUAAUAAUAUUAAAAAUGCAUCCGAAAGGUUUUCCAAAAGGCACCCGUAUUUCCAUACAUUCUUCACCUUUCUCUUUGUUCCAAUGUGGCCAGUCUUGAUUUAUCAAUUCUAUGAAAGAUAUUAUAAUCCAGAUCUGUACUUUCAACCCACCAUCAAACUCAUGAUUCCCUUGCCAAAAUACUCGACUUAUCCUAAAAACACUAGGGGAAUUUGGGAUUUCUUUUUUCCCAUGAAAAAUUCUUUCGUUAACCCGGUCACAUCAAACGAAGUGUAUCAUUGGUGGAAUGGCGAGGCAUUGUUGAACCACAAGUGGAAUACCUUUGGAAAAUAUUAUUAUUAUACGAUUUGGUUUGUUUAUACCCUGUUUCUCUUAAGUUUUGCCAUUGUAGCCACAAUUCCUGAGGAUCAGAUUAAUUGGAGUGUGGCGAGCGGCCUGUUGGUUACAACAAUUUUACUUGGAUGUCUUCAUUUGUUGGUCGAGAUUAGACAAUUUACCAUCACUCCGAAGGGUUAUGUCACUAACCUUUGGAACGCAUUUGUAAUAGCAUUUGCACAUUCCUUACAUUUGCUUCUGAGACCCGAAGAACCAAUUUCUUUGGAAAUUGCAAAUUUUAAUGAUGAUCCUAACAACCCGUGGAACUUGGUUUCGACUAUGAAUUCCAUCUCUAGUGGAGCUGUGAGUGAUGAUCCGGUGUUGAUUUCCAAGCCGAGUUUGAACACAAAUCUGUUUGUUGGCUGGGAUACUUCUCUAUUGGCAGUUUAUUAUAUGUUGAAUGGUGAUACAAGUUCUGUAAGCUCGUGG
Molecule: messenger RNA, 2772 nt
Organism: Acaulospora colombiana
Lineage: Eukaryota; Fungi; Glomeromycota; Glomeromycetes; Diversisporales; Acaulosporaceae
Source: the annotation of a GenBank genome assembly